Rhincodon typus (whale shark) is the source of this 1029-nucleotide messenger RNA. It is a transcript of the gene sncga, whose product is annotated as synuclein, gamma a. The transcript is spliced from 5 exons. Gene Ontology annotation, biological process: synaptic vesicle endocytosis; chemical synaptic transmission; synapse organization. Lineage: Eukaryota; Metazoa; Chordata; Chondrichthyes; Orectolobiformes; Rhincodontidae. The record is from RefSeq and is a predicted model, not a curated record. Gene Ontology annotation, molecular function: cuprous ion binding. Gene Ontology annotation, cellular component: axon terminus; cytoplasm; neuronal cell body. Bases 160 to 558 code for a protein of 132 amino acids.
UCACACAGUGCAGGGACACCCAGAGGGAGGGAGAGGGCUGCAGCAACAGCAAGCUACUCGAGUUGGUGCUGAGGAGCUGCUGCAGCUUAGUGUGAGCUGAGAAGCACUCUCAGCAGAAACGGCACUUACACAGCUAACAAACAGCUCAAUAUACCCACCAUGGACGUUCUGAAGAAAGGUUUCUCGUUUGCUAAGGAGGGAGUGGUGGCUGCAGCAGAGAAAACCAAGCAGGGCGUUCAGGAUGCUGCAGAGAGGACGAAAGAAGGAGUGAUGUAUGUGGGCACCAAAACGAAGGAAGGAGUUGUACAAAGUGUGAACACAGUGGCUGAGAAAACCAAGGAGCAGGCACAUGUGGUUGGAGGGGCCAUGGUGGCCGGAGUCAACACAGUGGCUAACAAAACGGUGGAAGGCGUGGAGAAUGUGGCAGCGGCCAGUGGGGUUGUUCAUUUGGAUGAAUUUGGUCAAGAAAUUCCUGCUCAACCGGUGGCUGAGGGAGAACAGACCCUAGAGGAGCAACUGGUGGAAGCUACAGAGGCCACUGAAGAGACUGGAAAAUGAAGAGCUAUCGAUUUUUCAGAAGAUUCUGGGUACACUUCCCCUCUCCCCUAAACUUUCACACCAGUGUUGCCGUAGAGAAUCGAGGAUCACAGGCAUCAAGCCUCUAAUAGCUAAUUGUAAAGAAGGGGAACUGUCCAAAGCCUAUUUGUUUCCUGUCACCACCUCACCAUCAUUCUGUGUGACCUACCGUGGUCACCAAUUUAACAAGAGUCCCUUUAAGUAACCAACUUUGAGCUGCUAUUCAUUUUAUCAUGUUCACCCUGUAGUCAGUCACCUGUGUGUCACCAUUCACCUUUGUAACAGCACUUUGUGUCUCCACAGUCUGCUUUUGGCCACCUAAUUACAUUGAUGGUUGUAAUUUGUGGUAGUGCAGUGCAUGCUGCCUGCAUAGCUUUGUGUGUUGGCAUUUAACACGUGCAGAUUUUAUAACAAAUAUGAGAAUUAAAAUAAAACUUUAAUGGAGGUACUGCA